AUGCCUGGAGGUAACCUGGUCAGGAGCGAGCGGUUUCGGAAGGGUCCCCGGACCCCUCGUACGGCACACGCUAGAUAUUAUUACACCAGAUCUUUGGUGUUAGAAUCUCCUGUUAAGAAGAGACCCCAUACUCCUAGAAUAAGAUGUCAGUCCGCUCCAAAAGUAAUGGAUAGCCACAGUAGAUCGGCAUCGCCGCGGGAGCCCACGAGACCGCAACACAGGCCGCCGUCACCACCCUCCACCCCCUCCGGGUUCGACAACAGUGCUUACCAGCACGACGAGGACGUAGACCCGAACCAUAAUGACUCCUACGCCUCUAACCGACCACAACAGAAUGGACAUACUAAAGAACAUAAUGGAGUCUCCGACACUAAAACUCUUGAAGCGGUGAAUUUAGAACUUAUCAAUCUCACACCGAAAAAUGGCAACGCGAAGAAAAAAGAUGUUGAAGUUGAUAUGAAUACCGCUAAUCCAUACGACGAAUACUUCGUUCCUGUUAAUGAACAUAGGAAAUAUAUGAGAGGCGAGAAGCUAUACGUAACAGCGGACAAAAGAGGAGAGAAAGGUGGCUGCAAGCGACCCCUGUGCUGGACACUGCUGGGGCUCGUCGUAGCAGCUAUCGUGGCCCUCAUCGUGCUAGCAGCCACUGGCAUCCUCUUCGCGAACUCACCGACACCAUUGGAACAAUACAACUCGUCGAUUAGCUCUGCGAGAGCACUAGGUGGCAUUGGCAGCCACCUGCACCCCGGCCACGACCACGAAAACGACCACGAGCACAAUGACGAAGACCACAACGAGUACCCCGACCAAAGCAAAGAAGCCGCCGACCAACACGGACCAGAGGCACAAAGCGAUGAAGUACGAGAACCUUCCAUUGUGUCGGAGGAAUCCAAUCAAAUGUAUGUGUCAAGAACCGUGGAAGGAGAAGUAAAGGUGGAUAACGAGGAAUUCACUCCUGCUCUCCAGGACGUCGAUAGCAACGAGUACAGAGAGUUUGUAAAUACCUUCACUUCAGCGUUGAAACGAGCCAUCUUUGACAAAGAUGUUCUAGAGAACAACGACAAUGAAAUCACAGUCGAGGUUGUACAGCUUAGAGAAGGGUCAAUCAUCGUCACCUACAGAGUCCACUGGAACACUAAAGUUCGCGCUGAAUCUAGCACAACUCCUCCGCCUGAGGAUUUGUUAACCGCUAAUACACUGAAGGCUAUUCUCAACGAUUAUUUAAACAAAAACAACAGAAUGAUCAACAUCUACCACAUCGCUGAUGACAAAAUUGUCACCAGACCUGUACUCGACAUAUGUCAAAUCAAUAAAAACGGCUGCGAAUAUGGCUGUAAGUUCGAUGAAACAUCUCUAGAUUUUAUUUGCACGUGUCCUCCUGGCAAAAUCAUAGAUAUGACAAAUCCUAAAAAAUGCAUGUCAUUCUUUGGAAAUACUGAAACUCGAAGUGAAAGCCAAGAAGGAGUAGAGGUGAAUUCUACAGUAGCGCCUACCUCCAACGAAAGUACUGACACAAAGGCUAAACCUACUGAUGGAGUUAAAGUGCCAGUAGAGUCAGAACAUUCAGCGGAACAACCAGUUCUUUGGCAAGAACCACAUCAUGUAAUGCCAGAAACAACGACUGACGCUGAGACUGAGGUAAGCUUCUCACAAAUCAUUGGCAAUCCAACAGAACAUCCUGACGAACGGAAAACGAAAGAAGAUGAAUCGGAAUUAUCAAAAAAAAAGGAUGAACCUGGACUAAAAGGUUUACCAACGUCUCAAACUGAUAUAGAUCUUCAUUCGACUAUUGAACCUACCGCUGAGCCAGAGCCAAUUGCAGAGCCCAAUUUACGGCCUAACUUUGAGCCCAAACCGAAAAGUGAGAGUACUGAUACAGAAAUAAGCACUAAAAAUGAACCACAAUUUGAGAUAAAGUCAGGGCUUGAAUCAGAUUCAGAUACAAGGUCAGAGCCGGAACCAGAGCCAAAAUCGGAACCCGAAGUAGAGUCAAAGUUGGAACCAGAGUCAAAAUCGGAACCCGAAGUAGAGUCUAAAUUGGAACCAGAGUCAAAAUCAGAACCAGAGCCUACGGAUCAAAGGUCGGAACCACCACUAAUAGCGGAACCUACACCUGAACCGGAACCAAAGCCGACAGCUGAACCUGAGCCAGAGCCGCAUAUAAAAUUAGCAGAUCCAAAACCUGAGCCAGAACCUGAGUCAGAACCGGAGUCAAAGUCUGAGCCAGAACCGGAGUUCAAAUAUGAGCCAGAAUUGGAGUCCAAAUCGGAACCAGAAAUGCAAUCCAAGUCAGGACCAAUGUCGGUAAGGGAACCAGAACUUAGUUUAGAAACAGAAUUACAAACAUCGACGGAAUCAGAAUCAAAAUUAAAACUAGAACUGGAAACAACAACGCUUGGAAGUUCCCAUUACACUAUUAUUCCCACAUUAAUUUCCCCUGAUGAACCACAAUUGACGCUACAACCUGUUGCCGAGAAUGAAUCGACAUCUGACUACCAAACAACACCUAAACCGAAAUCAUUCCAAGAAACUAUUCAUAAUAUUAUCAACAACAUUCAAGACGGUGAACACGAAACUGAUGUGAAACCUUUAAUAAACACAGAACCACAUUCAACCUCAGCAUCGGACUCUAAAUCUGAGGAGGAAUCUAACGAAGACAAAUCAGUAAUGUUUAACAAUGGAGGUAAAUUGGAAUUCAAACCUGAUGAUGCUAUGGACAAGACUACUACUGCAAGAGUUUCCAUAUCUGGCUCAAAUAUAAUAAGUGAUUCAUCUGACGAAGUAAAACCAGACAUCAUUUCAAUCUUAAGUUAUAAUAGACAAUCAUUCAAUCAAAACAGUACUAAAACUAAUGAAGUGUUCACCACUACAGAAUCCAAUGAUUGGCUUGAAGCUCAAGAUCCAACAAAUAUAAAAACUUCAUCAAUAGAAUCGAAUGAUAGUGUUAGCAAUAAUUAUGCGAAUAUCUUAAGUAACAGUGUGAACAAUAUUAUGCAACAAUCAGAACAAAGGUCAUUCAAGUCUUUUGAUGAUGAAGACUUGGUGUUUGAAACCACCACUUCCUUGAUGUUUAAUGAUACAAGUCAUGAUGAUUCAACCACUGAAUACAACUCGACUCUAAAUAAAUCAAUACCUUCAACGCAGGAAACAUUACAAAGGAUCGAAGGCGACAAUAAGGCGACAAGCGUAUCACAAAAUGAAGGCAUGUUUGAAAAUGUAAACACACUCGAAAUGGUUGAAUUAACAACAGCAACUACAACAACAGAGAUGAGCGAAACCACGAACAGUCUUUUCGGAAUCAGAAACCAUGCUCCUAUUGAAUACAGUGAUCCUAUUAAAGACAAUGAAAAAGAAACAACACCAGAAAAUGAGAAGCAAGUCGAAAAUGGUUCUAUGAUCACUUCUAUUUUGCAGGAAGCUAACUCAUUAGAUUCUAAUACACCGGCACCAACUGGAACAACAACACCAGAAAUGGAAACAGAAUUUUCUCUCAAUAAGCAUUAUCAAAACUCCAAAGAAGAAAAGUUAAUAGAUAUUUUGGAACAUAAAGCUACUGUUGUCUCUAAUGAAACCUCGACCGAGCAUGAACCUGAAGAAGGCAUAGACAUUACUUUUGAUUCCAUUAAUAUGCUUUACAACCGCUCAUCCAAAUCUAUUGAAAACUUGGCAAAAAACAAUACAGUAAGUACUAAUACUCAAGAAACGGUAACUUUAUUGAAUGAGGGAACUACUACAACUGACUCUGAUUGGUUGUCAGAACCUGUGACAGAAAUGAACUACGAUGAUAUAAUGAAUAAAAUUGGAAAUCGAGAUACUACAGAAUCUAGUGCAAGUAAACUAGACGAUGUAAUUCACAACGGCCUCGCUAAAGAUGACUUUGAACCUGACUACCUCAAUAAUAUGGGUUCAAAUAAUAAACAGGAUGAUGAACCGCUAUAUAGCAUGGUCCACGAUUACGACAAUGAAGACAGCCGUUUCAAGAGAGUUAAUAAAGAAGUAUCAAAUGAAAAAAGUUCAAUUCUCAUAACUACAUCAGAUUUAAUACCUACUCCAAGUGUACAUAUGGAAACGACAACGGUAAGUGAGUAUAUUUACAAAAUAUCGGAGGAAAGGUCAAAAUUACCACAAAUAAGUCUCCUAAUGCUUAAUGAAACUAAUAUAAACUAUCCAUCAUCUUCGUCCCCGGCUGUUACUGCUGCACCAGCCCCAGUUUGGGAAGAGUCUGUAACGGAAAACACUCUCGGAGUAAAAGAAAUGUCCGAACCAGUUGAGUCAACAAGUCGAGUUGUGGACCUGAUGGAGUCUGAUCAUCAUGUAAGGAUUGAUGAAAUUCAACUGCCUACAACUACUAUUUCACCUACCACUACAAUACAAGUAAAUGAAAAUAUUGAAAAUCCAAAUAUCACUGAAAUUGUUAGUUCUGAUAUCUCUAAUAGUGAACUUCAAAAUACCACUCAAGGAAAUAACUUUAACGUAACUAUUUAUGAAAUAUCGAGUCAGAACGAUAACAAGUCUUCGGUCACAAAAACUUCUACUGUUCAAUCAGCAGAGUAUGAUGAUCACGAGACCGAAAUGAAUCCCUUUUUACCAGAAGUUGAAAAUAAUAAAAUCUUGGUAAAAAAACUUCAAGAAGGCCAUGACCUUGAACCGAUUAACUUGAACGAAACUCAAAAUGAAAACAUAGAAGAACACAUUCUCACAUCCACGGAGGGACAAGCUACAAAUAAAGAUACUUCAAAUAUCCCCUUCACUACUUCUGAAAUGAAGGAGACUCAAAAUGUUAUAGUAACCACAGAAGAAACUUAUUUCCAUAAACAUGCAAAUGAGAGUUCUCUUGAAAACAUUAAUGAUGCCAGAAACGUGACAAUGGAUUCUAAUAUUGCGCUUAGAACAAAAGAAAACGAAACGGUACCUAUUUCAACAUUUUUAUUAGAUACUGACGAUCUGGUUACUACUAAAGAAGUGUCAACAACUUUAAGUAGUAGUCAUUUGGACAACCAGCCAGUUGCUACAACAUCGAUACCUGUCGUGCCCGUCAAUGAAAGCGAGUUCCUCAGAGUCGUACCUAUUACCGAAGAAGAAAAAGAAUUGCCUACUGGUGAUGGUGAAAAAAAUGAAAGCUUCAAUGAUAUAACAGAAAGUGAUUUGCCAAAAAGUGAUAAAAGGACAUUAGAUGCUAACAAAUUUGAUGCAGUAAACGUUAAUGAAGCGUAA
Messenger RNA from Arctia plantaginis, 5214 nucleotides. NCBI's taxonomy places the organism in Eukaryota, Metazoa, Arthropoda, Insecta, Lepidoptera, Erebidae. The record is from the annotation of a GenBank genome assembly.